AUGGCAGAAACAAAAGUUGCACCAAAUCUUACUGGUAUUGAGCAAACCAAGGCAGGUCAAUCCUUCACUGAAAAAUUAUCAGCUGAAGCUAUGGAAUUUUUCUGUAAUGUUGCCAAAUUACCAUUCUCACAACAAGCUGUUCACUUUUUGAAUGCUUAUUGGGCUGAAGUUAGCAAAGAAGCUGAAUUCAUCUAUUCCGUUGGUUGGGAAACAAUCAAAUAUGCUGAUAUGCAUUGCAAAGGUAUCCAACUCGUUUUCAAAUACGAUGAAGGUAACGAUUUGGAUUUCGAUAUUGCUCUCUAUUUCUAUGAACAAUUAUGCAAAUUCUGUGAAGAUCCAAAGAACAAAAACUAUGCAACCACCUACCCAAUCUCUCAACCACAAAUGUUGACUGCUCUCAAACGUAAACAAGAAUUAAGAGAAAAAGUCGAUGUCAAUUUCGAUGGUCGUGUCUCUUUCCUCGAAUAUCUCUUAUAUCAAUACAAAGAUUUCGCCAAUCCAGCUGAUUUCUGUACUCGUUCAAUGAACCACGAUGAACAUCCAGAAAUCAAAAAAGCUCGUUUAGCUCUCGAAGAAGUCAACAAACGUAUUCGUGCUUACGAAGAAGAAAAAGCCCGUUUAACCGAAGAAUCAAAGAUUCCAGGUGUCAAAGGUCUCGGUGCCACAAACAUGCUCGCUCAAAUUGAUAGUGGUCCAUUAAAGGAACAACUCAACUUUGCCCUUAUCUCUGCUGAAGCUGCUGUUCGUACUGCUUCAAAGAAAUAUGGUGGUGCUGCUUAUUCAGGUGGUGCUGGUGAUGCUGGUGCUGGUUCCUCUGCUGGUGCCAUUUGGUGGAUGAAUCGUGAUUUAGAAGAAAAGAAAAAGAGAUACGGUCCACAAAAGAAAUAA
This is a messenger RNA of Dictyostelium discoideum AX4, 888 nucleotides long. It is a transcript of the gene abpB, whose product is annotated as actin bundling protein. The transcript is spliced from 2 exons. Bases 1 to 888 code for a protein of 295 amino acids. Lineage: Eukaryota; Evosea; Eumycetozoa; Dictyosteliales; Dictyosteliaceae. The record is from RefSeq and is a predicted model, not a curated record.